This is a messenger RNA of Lactuca virosa, 2376 nucleotides long. NCBI's taxonomy places the organism in Eukaryota, Viridiplantae, Streptophyta, Magnoliopsida, Asterales, Asteraceae. The record is from the annotation of a GenBank genome assembly.
AUGACAAGUGCUUAUAACCACUCCUUUUUGGGCCUGGUCUUUUUAUCACUUUCUAUUAUUCACUCAGAAUCCACUUCAAAUGUUUACAUUGUUUAUUUAGGGCUCAACAAUAUUCAAGAUCCUAUUCUAACUUCAAAUUACCAUCUUCAACUCCUUUCCAAUGUCUUUCCAAGCCAAGAACAUGCAAGGAAAUCUAUGGUUUAUAGCUACAAACAUAGUUUCUCAGGAUUUUCUGCAAAAAUUAACUCAACACAAGCAGCCACCUUAGCUGGAAUGGAACGAGUGAUAUCAGUGUUCAAGAGCAAGAUAUUAAAGUUACACACAACUAGAAGUUGGGAUUUCAUGGGUCUCAAUUUAGACCCCAUUGGUGAUCAAGUAACUCCACUUCAACUAACUCAUGGAGACAACGCAAUUGUUGGCUUAUUCGAUACUGGAAUCUGGCCAGAAUCUAAGAGCUUCCAUGAAGAGCCUAACAUGCAUCCAAUUCCAAAAACUUGGAGAGGAAAAUGUGUCAAUGGAGAAAAUUUCGAUCCUAAAAAAUCUUGUAACCUAAAACUCAUUGGGGCCCGUUAUUACCUCAAAGGAUACGAACUAGAACACGGAUUACUAAACACAACUGGAAGCUCAGAAUAUCAAUCACCACGUGAUGCUAAUGGUCAUGGGACCCACACAGCUUCGACAGCAGUGGGGUCCACAGUAAAAAAGGCAAGCUUUUUAGGGUUUGGACAAGGGACAGCUAGAGGGGGUGCACCAAGGGCAAGAUUGGCAAUUUAUAAAGUGUGUUGGGAGGAUGGAAAGUGUAGUGAAGCUGAUAUUUUAGCAGCAUUUGAUGAAGCUAUUCAUGAUGGAGUUGAUGUGAUUUCGGCGUCUUUUGGUUCACCACCACCAUUGGUACCCCUUUACAACUCGAGUUCUGAUAUCGGGUCUUUCCAUGCAAUGCAAAAGGGUAUUAGUGUCAUUUUCUCAGCUGGAAAUAAUGGACCCGACCCGUCUCUUGUCCAAAAUGUUGCACCUUGGAGUACGUGUGUAGGCGCUUCAUCUAUUGAUCGAAAUUUUCCAACACGAAUAUUAUUGGAUAAUAGUCUCUCUUUCAUGGGAGAAAGCUUAAAUACUAAACACAUAGAAGCAUAUUUGGUUGGAGCUCGUAUUUUUUUCCGUGGAGGGAUAUGUAGAAUGAGUAGGUGGCGAAACAACAAUGCAUUUGGGGCAGUGAUCUUGUGCUUCUCAACCCCAGGAUCAGUGCUAAUUGAAGAGGCAGAAGUAGCAGUGUGGGGUGCGAAUGCCACAGGAUUGAUCUUUGUAGACUCGCCUACUCGACAAUAUGUUGAUGUGGAUAUAAUCCCCACCAUCCGUGUUGACAUGAUCCAAGGCACUAAAAUGGGACAUUAUUUGUCUCAAAGCAUGAUGUAUCCCCCUAAGGUGCACAUAUUUCCAAGUAAGACGAUUAUCAAACAAACACCAGCACCGGUUGUUGCGGAUUUUUCAUCUAGAGGCCCAAGCUCAAUUUCACCCGAUAUUCUAAAGCCAGAUAUAAGUGCUCCUGGCAUCACUAUAUUAGCAGCAUGGCCACCUGGAAUACCUCCAACUUCAACAAGUAUUGAUCAAAGAUCUGUAGAAUGGAACUUUCAAUCAGGAACAUCAAUGUCAUGCCCUCAUGUUUCAGGAAUAGUUGCUCUUAUCAAAUCACUACAUCCAAAUUGGUCUCCAGCAGCGAUUAGAUCUGCUUUAAUGACAACAGCCUACAACAGGGAUAUGAAUCAUGACACCAUAUUAUCUGGUGGAACAAAUGAAGAAUCUAAUCCUUUUGAUAUAGGAGCUGGACACAUUAAUCCCUUGAAAGCAAUAGAUCCAGGUUUGGUUUAUGACUUAAAAGCUGAUGAUUACAUUCUUUUCUUAUGUAACAAUGGCUACACUGAAGAUCAAAUCAAGAGAAUCAUCAGUCUUGUUCCUGGGAAAAAUGUAAAUUGUCCGAAAGAAAUGACGAGCAACACGAAUUUGAAUUACCCAUCUAUCACAAUCUCGAGUCUUGAAUCCAGUGUUAUUAUCAAAAGAACAGUUCGAAAUGUAGGUGGGAGGAAAACAAGUGUAUAUUUCGGAAGAAUUGUUAGUCCUCAUGGGGUGGAGGUUACAGUUUGGCCGAUGAUCUUGUUUUUCUCGUAUUUCAGAGAUGAAGUUUCAUAUUAUGUGACUUUUAAACCACGGAAGGUGUCGCAAGGAAGAUAUGAUUAUGGUGAGAUUGUUUGGUCUGAUGGGUUUCAUACAGUUAGGAGUCCAUUGGUUGUGUGUGUUAACAUUGUAACUCCUGAUACCACCAUUGAUGACUCUUUUCAAGCUCUUGAUCAUGAAUCAUUGUCUCUUUCUCUUUCUGGUGCUUAG